Messenger RNA from Moneuplotes crassus, 3744 nucleotides. The record is from the annotation of a GenBank genome assembly. Lineage: Eukaryota; Ciliophora; Spirotrichea; Euplotida; Euplotidae.
AUGUACGCCUUGGUCCCAGUCGGAGAUGUAGUUACAGUGGCUACUUCAAACCAGAAUGAGAAGGGCAAGAAAACAGAGAAGUAUAGAGGAAUCCAAAAUCAGGGAGCCACCUGAUAUCUCAACAGUUUAUUGCAGACGCUCUAUAUGACUCCUGAUUUCAGGUCUAUCCUCUACUCGUGGGAUUAUAAGGAAGCAGAGGAUAAAUUUAGCAAGGAAUAUUGUAUUCCUUUACAACUGCAGAUACUAUUUGGGUGUCUUCAGACAUCCCUCAGAAAUAAGGUUAGCACAAAAGGGCUAACCUCCAGCUUCAAUUGGCACUCGAAUGAAGUAAGUUAUCAACAGGAUAUUCAAGAAUUCUGUCGUGUCCUCUUUAACGCAAUCGAGGAGAGUUUCAAAGCUAUUGAAAAGCCUUGAAGAAUCAAUGAUUUGUACCAAGGAGCUAUGUCUGAUUAUCUAAAGUGUACAGAAUGAGAUUAUGAAAGGAUAAACAUCCUUGAGUUUCUUGACUUGUCUCUUCCGAUUCAUGACCCUUGGAACAAUAUCAACAACUCUUCACUUCAAGAAGCCCUGGAAAACUAUGUGAAAGCAGAGGUCCUGGAUGAAGACAACAAGUAUUUCUGAGAGACCUGUGAUAAGAAGGUGAGAGCCGUCAAAGGACUUCUGUUCAAGAAGUUACCUGAUACCAUGAUUAUACAGCUUAACCGAUUCACUUUUAACGAAUAUGGGAAUGCGACUAAGAUCAAUGAUAAGAUUACCUUCCCUUACAUCCUUAAUAUGAACAAGUAUGUGAAUGAGGAUAUCUCUGAUAAAAUAAAACAAACUGAUCCCCAUUUCCAGGACCUUCAGCAAGAGCAAGUCCAGCAGGAGGAAAAUUUACAAAUUAAUAGCCAAACAGCAGAGGAAAUAAAGGAAGAAGACCAGUCUGAUAAAACUAUUGAGGACCAACAAAAGGUAGAUCAGGAGGCUAAACAAGCACAAGAACUUCAGGAAAUGUCAGAACGGCAAGCGAUGGGAGAGGAAGAUAUUGACUAUUCAGACCCUAUGAAUUCUGUUUCAGGUCCAAAGAAAGAGUUUUUCUAUGGUAAUCUUGAUGACCAAGACCAAAUCGCAAAUGUAGUGUAUAACAACCAGAAUGGAUCCACUGGAGGGACUGCAGUGCCUACUAUGCCUCCUUCUCAUAAGGCUAGAGAUGAUGCAGAAAUUCUUAACGAGAUCCAAACUGAUAUUCAAAACUACAUAGUCCAAGGUGAAUGGGUCUAUUACCUGUACAGUGUUCUCAUCCAUUCCGGUGGUGUAGCAGGUGGUCAUUACUCAGCUUAUAUAAAAUCCUUCGAAGACGAUCAGUGGUACCACUUCAACGACUCCACAGUAAGCGAGAUCUCUAUUGGAGAUAUUGAAGAAAUGUUUGGAGAUGGAAGAAGUACUAGGAAUGCCUACUUAGUAAUCUACAAGAAGCUCAAACUUAAAGAAUCGACCGAAAAACUAGAAGUGGACACUGACUUUAGAGCAGUUAUCAACGAGGAAGAAAUUCCAAGCUAUAUCAAGGACGAGGUUGAGAAGGAUAAUGAGGAGUUCAGAGAAGAAGAGAAGUCCAGACUCCGUAUGGAAGCCGACCGCAAAGAAAGAGAAGCUCAUAUUACUCUCAGAAUUUUUGCAAAGUCUAAAGCUAGUGAAGAAUCGACCGAAGAUAUUAGUUCAAAUAAAAUUGGACCAAGUGAUCCAUUAGUUAAAGUUGUGGAGAAGAAAAUCGAUUUUAAGAAUUACCACUCUCUUAAAAUGGCUCAUGAAGAAGCUUAUAAAGUUUAUGAGCUUGAAAAUCAGGGGAUUAAGCUGGAAGACACUCAGAUCCGUACAUACAAUGUUGGACUUAAGCUUCUCAAAAACUCUUUUGAAGAUAAACAAGAUGUAUCUCUUAAAGAGUUAGGAAUAGACCUUAGAGCUCCUAUUUUCAUUGAAACAAAGAAGCCAGAUGAGGUAUUUGACUCUCUUCCUACUGAAAUGAUUCCGUUAAGGUAUUAUCUCUGGAAGGAUAGCAUUCAGAGCCUUCAGGAGCAAUAUCUUGAUUGCCAAGUCCUCUUUGUCAACCAGAACAACACAGUAGGAGAGUUAGAGCAGGAAAUUAUUGUAAAUAUGAUUGAAAAAGGCACACUCCAGGAAGGCCAAUCUUUCGAAAAUGUUGUCCUCUACACUGAAAAAUACUUUGGAGGAGGUGUCACUCUCGAAGAAAUAGAUGGUGGUGAUGACAAGACUAAAUCUCUCAAAUCUAGCAGAGUAGAUGAAGGUUGUAGAGUCUUUGUUGAUUUCAAAAUUGACUCAGGUGACACUACGAAUUGGCAAAAAGAAUUCGAAAAACACGCUAAUAGGAGCAUAAUCCACUUUAACAAUCCUCAUGAUGGUCCAGUAGAUCAAUGGGCGAAUGAAGAGUAUAAGUCAUUUGCUAGCACCUAUGAAAACACUCUGUUCAUGGAUAAGUACCAGACCAUUCUCGAACUAAAGAUGCAGAUCUCUGAAAGAAUAGGCGUCGACAUCAAUGAGUUCAGAAUAAUGAAGGCAGGUAUCAGAUAUGAAGAGAUCAGAGACCUGUCCCAAACUCUAGUAGAAGCUAGGAUGCAAAGUGAAUCAAAGGUAUUUAUCGAGCUUGGCAAGCCUAAGAGUUCAGGAUCAGAAAAUGUGAUCAUAUACGAAGCUCAUUUCAAUCACCAAGAGGAUAAUGAGUUGUUUAUAUAUUCUGAUGUUCUCUUCGAAGUCAGUGUUGAUAAGGAAUGCAGUGUUAGAGAACUCAAACAGCUAAUUGCUCAGGAAUAUUCUAAAAAGUUCCUAGAAGGAGAACCAAUCCAAAGAGACAGAAUUAGGAUCAGAGAUAAAGGAGUUGAAAGGCUAGGUAAAGUCAUGAGAGAUGGUAAAUUAGUUAAGGACUAUGGUCUCUGUAGGAACAAAGUAUAUGCAAUGCAGCUACUUGACUUUGAAGAGAUCCUUACUGAUCCUAUGGAAAUUAUCGUCGUGAUAAGAGAAUGGAUCCCUAAUGGUGGCUCAGGAGAGCUUACUCGUAAAAAGGAAAUCCUUUUAAACCGUAAUAUGAGAUAUCAUGAAAUCAACGAAGUACUGAAAAACCUUGGAAUUAUCCCUGAGGAAGAAAACCCAGAGGAUUAUGAUAUUUGAAAAAUUAGCUCAAUUAUGAAAUUCAUGGUAGAAGAUCUUCCAAACCAGAAAUGGACACCUCUCACUGCUAAUGGAGGGUUUGAUCAACUAGAAACAGCUCCAUUCUAUCUUCGCUCAGAUGGGCACCUCAUGAUUAUUAUGAAUAGGAGAAAAUUUAACCAAAUGCCUAUCAUUAAGGACGAGAGUGCUUCUUUAGCAGUAGGGUCUAUAGAAGAUGCCAAUGUUUCAAAAUAUGACAAAUUUAACAUCAGAUCUACAGCUCACACUAUCCCAUUCAUUGGAGGUGGGCGAGCCAAUAACGCUGGAGUUACUAUCAAAGUUAUGGAUAAGAAAGCUCAACAAGAACAGGAGCUAAAGAAACAGGAAGAAGAAGUCAAGAGAAAGGAGAAGGAAGAUCAAAAAGAUAAGCAAUUCCAAGAUCGUAUGAACGAAUUUGCCUUAGCCUCUCAGCAUAAAGAACAAAUCAUAGCCAGCAGAGAAAUAGAGCACGCUUCUGUACAAGCCGCUGAUUCGCUGAUAGAAGAGACCAAUGCUGUAGCUCCUGAUCUAGAUUUCUUGGGAGCUUUUGAUGAUGACGAUUAUUAA